Molecule: messenger RNA, 2631 nt
Organism: Coregonus clupeaformis (lake whitefish)
Lineage: Eukaryota; Metazoa; Chordata; Actinopteri; Salmoniformes; Salmonidae
Gene: hoxd9a
Product: homeobox D9a
Exons: 2
Coding region: 633-1442 (269 amino acids)
Biological process (GO): DNA-templated transcription; proximal/distal pattern formation; embryonic skeletal system morphogenesis
Cellular component (GO): nucleus
Molecular function (GO): RNA polymerase II cis-regulatory region sequence-specific DNA binding; DNA-binding transcription factor activity, RNA polymerase II-specific
Source: RefSeq, a predicted model, not a curated record
AAUACAAUUAGUAUACAAAUAAUACUUCCUGAUUCAAACUUACAAGACCAACCAAACUAGUGAAAGUGACUCCUCAUUGAAUAAAAACGAACAAUUCCAAAACAGAGUCGGUGCGGAAAUGGUGUCUCGUUAUUUUACAGCAUGUUAUUACAUUUAUUUUACGAGGACUUACAACUCAGAAGUCUAUAAAAUGUUUUACAAGCAUUGAGUGUAUGACAUACCUUAUGACGAUAUCUUGUAAGAGUUUACAUGCAUAAUAUGCUAUGGCAUCAAUGUUGAGUGGUGGUUGUGAAAUAAAUGUGUGUAUUAAUCUGUUGACGUAAAAAAAAAAUAGUCCGGCACCACCCUCAACCGUAUGCACAUUCAAAAUGCCCAGGAACACAGAAUUUCUUAAAGUUUUGCAUUUGUUCUCCUUAAACAUUCGGUUUUAUUAGCACUCUUGAAUAAAUAGCCAAAUUAAAUUUAGGCCUACCGUUACCAGCGGACUGAUUUACUCACUGUAUUGGUAAAUAUGAUCACGUGAUUCAUGUAACCAAUCCCUGAAGAUGAAGCCAGCAAAAAUACUAUGAUUGUUCAGAGGGAAGGUUUCCGUAACAGUGUAACCUUUUAUAUGACUACGAAGGGAUCCAAAUAUGUCGACCAGUAGCACUCUAAGUAACUAUUAUGUGGACUCUAUAAUGGGGCAUGAAGUGGAGGAUGUGUACGGGGCGCGCUUUGUCCAGGGUCCGCACACUACGACCUCAAGGCCAUCAGGUGUUGGGGACAAUGCAGAUUUUUCCUCCUGCAGUUUUGCACCCAAGUCAGCCGUUUUCCCAGGGUCUUGGUCCUCGGUUCACCCGCAGUCCACUGCCGCAGUGUCAGGGAUUUACCAUCCUUACGUCCACCAGUCCCAUCUCUCCGCAGCAGACAGCAGAUAUGUUCGGUCCUGGAUAGACCCCAUUUCUAACGUUUCUUUCUCCAGCUUUCACUCUAACAGUCGGCAUUAUGGAACAAAUGGAACCAAGCCCGAAAGUUUACCACUGAAAAGGACUGAGAGUGCCACUUUUGAGACAGAGACUCCGGUGGUCGCCCCUGGCCCUGAUUACGCAUGUGGAGUAUCCGAAUGCCCGGGAAAAGUAACCAAAGAGAGCGUUGGCAGUGAUAUGUCGAGUCACAGCGAGCCUAAAGAAGAGAAACAACAACAACAACUUGACCCAAACAACCCUGCAGCAAACUGGAUUCAUGCACGUUCAACAAGGAAGAAGCGAUGUCCAUACACAAAAUAUCAGACACUAGAACUGGAAAAAGAAUUCCUCUUCAACAUGUAUUUGACACGAGAUCGACGAUACGAAGUUGCUCGAAUUCUCAAUUUAACUGAAAGGCAGGUCAAAAUCUGGUUCCAGAACAGAAGAAUGAAAAUGAAAAAAAUGAACAGAGAGAGGGGCAGUAAGGAUCACUUAUAACUAGAUUGGAUGUAGUCCCUCGCCCUUUUGAUGUAUCAUAUUGUUGUGAUUACUUAGAAUAAAACUUUAGUUGGAGCUUAGGCUAUGCAUUUUUGUGUUGACAUAUCAAAUGGAAAGGUUGACUCAGCAUGCCCGGAAAUAUGCUUUCUUUCUUUUUUGUUUUAAUCAAAGUAAAUGUUCAGUCUUAAAUGAAUUACUUUAUUGAUUAACCAGAGCUCGAGUAUUUAUGCCUAAUAUGAGACCAGGGAAUAUGCUUGCGUAUAUAGUUUUCAUAGUCAUGUAGCCUUUUAGAAAAAUCAAAUGUUUUCAGACGUUGCAUUUAUGCUUAUAUUUCAGUGAAAGAAUCAUCACCCAAAUUGGAAAUUAUUUAACUUACUAACAAUGUAGAGGCCGACUGAUUAUGUUUGUCCAACUAGGACUAGAACUUAAAACUAAAGGGUCAUGUUUUUGAGUAUUUAUGAUAUUUUCAUCGUGUUUUUUCUGAGGUUGCUAGUUUUGAAAAUAAACAAGAUAUAGGGCGUAGCCUUAAUCGUUACAUAGGCUAAUAUUCCUGCAUUUUUACAAUACAAUUCCGGCUGUAUUUAACCAUUAAGUUUUUCUUACAUCAGCUCUUCUGCUCAGUGGUUUUGCUGUGGUUGUCCCUGUAUAGACAUGCUUGUUAUUAGCCUAGCUACGUUGUAUUUGAAAAUUUAUAUAUAUAUAUAUAUAUAUAUAUAUAUAUUUGAGAUGCAUUGCUGUAUAUAGUUAUUCCUGACGCUGUGAACACCAAUUCAACAACGUGUAUUAGCCUACUCUUAAUAUAAAGCUAUAGGGUAGUGUAGGCCCCAUCGCAUCAAUGCAGUAGUUUGUAAGAAUUGAGAGGGAGGACUAAUAACGCCCAAUUGCAAACGUAAUUAGAUGGGGUGAUGAGGGAAGACGUAGGAUUAAUGAGAAAGUUUCUUUCACUUAAAUACAUUUAUUUUGAUGAAUCUGUAUGAGCCUAGAGAUUGAAUGAUUGGACAUUUGGUUGUCUUUUUUUAAGGUCAGCAGAAUGAAACAUCUAAAGGUGCCACUUGGUGUGGUGAACUACCAUUUCAGAAUUGUUUUCCUAGUUUGAAUUUGGCAUACAAGGUGGUUGGAUUUCAAUUGAAAAGUAGGAGAAUGAACAUUGUUUAAAGAGACUAGUAAUAAAGAAUUUAUGAUUGGGAGA